Molecule: messenger RNA, 2602 nt
Organism: Helicoverpa armigera (cotton bollworm)
Lineage: Eukaryota; Metazoa; Arthropoda; Insecta; Lepidoptera; Noctuidae
Exons: 5
Coding region: 122-2470 (782 amino acids)
Source: RefSeq, a predicted model, not a curated record
UGGUAGUCGAAAACUAAUAUGGUGUUCGUAUAAAAGGCCCCACAUGCCGGGCAGAGGUACAAUUUGCUUGAUCACCGAGCUGCGGGACUUUACAACAGCUUAAGAUAAUAUAUCUUCAAUAAUGAAGACUGUUCUACUGUUGGUUGUUGUUAUUGCUGCAGUAGCGUAUGCGCGAGAUGUAGUGAGUAGCACCGACGCAGACCAAGAUGUAGUACAGUACAGAAACAGGCGUUCCCUAAUCUCAAAGUGGGCGAAAACUGUAGGAGACACCGUUGAAAAUGUUUUGGAUAAAACUGUUGAAACUCUUCAAAAACCUGCUGGUGACUCAGGCGUGACAGAGGACGACACAACCGAUGAAAAUUCAUCUUCUGACACAGCUUCAACAAAUAGCCGAAAGAAGCGUUGGUUAUUAUUACCGAUAAAAGAUAUUGUAUCAGGAACUGCUCAACACGUCAAAGAUGACGUGAAGAAGGUUGUAGGAGGCACCGUGGAUGCAGUUGGAGAUACGCUGGGUGCUGUUGGCAGCACGGUAGGUGCUGUUGGAGACACGCUGGGUGCUAUUGGCAGCAAUGUAAAUGCUGUUGGAGAAGCAAUAACAGGAAAGGGUAAAGGCACCGCUGAGAGUGAUGACACUACCGCAAGCGAUGAGGAGAAUGCAUCUUCGGACACCGCUUCAAGCUCUGAUAAUGCAUCUUCAGACACCGCUUCAAGCUCAGAUAAUGCAUCUUUAGACACCGCUUCAAGCUCAGAUAAUGCAUCUUCGGACACCGCUUCAAGCUCGGAUAAUGCAUCUUCGGACACCGCUUCAAGCUCGGAUAAUGCAUCUUCAGACACCGCUUCAAGCUCAGAUAAUGCAUCUUCAGACACCGCUUCAAGCUCUGAUAAUGCAUCUUCGGACACAGCAUCAACAAAUAGCCGAAAGAAGCGUUGGUUAUUAUUACCGAUAAAAGAUAUUGUAUCAGGAACUGCUCAACACGUCAAAGAUGACGUGAAGAAGGUUGUAGGAGGCACCGUGGAUGCAGUUGGAGAUACGCUGGGUGCUGUUGGCAGCACGGUAGGCGCUGUUGGAGACACGCUGGGUGGUAUUGGCAGUGCGGUAGGUGCUGUUGGAGAAACAAUAACAGGAAAGGGUAAAGGCACCGCUGAGAGUGAUGACACUACCGCAAGCGAUGAGGAGAAUGCAUCUUCGGACACCGCUUCAAGCUCUGAUAAUGCAUCUUCAGACACCGCUUCAAGCUCAGAUAAUGCAUCUUCGGACACAGCAUCAACAAAUAGCCGAAAGAAGCGUUGGUUAUUAUUACCGAUAAAAGAUAUUGUAUCAGGAACUGCUCAACACGUCAAAGAUGACGUGAAGAAGGUUGUAGGAGGCACCGUGGAUGCUGUUGGAGAUACGCUGGGUGCUGUUGGCAGCACGGUAGGUGCUGUUGGAGACACGCUGGGUGCUAUUGGCAGCAAUGUAAAUGCUGUUGGAGAAGCAAUAACAGGAAAGGGUAAAGGCACCGCUGAGAGUGAUGACACUACCGCAAGCGAUGAGGAGAAUGCAUCUUCGGACACCGCUUCAAGCUCUGAUAAUGCAUCUUCAGACACCGCUUCAAGCUCAGAUAAUGCAUCUUUAGACACCGCUUCAAGCUCAGAUAAUGCAUCUUCAGACACCGCUUCAAGCUCAGAUAAUGCAUCUUCGGACACCGCUUCAAGCUCGGAUAAUGCAUCUUCAGACACCGCUUCAAGCUCUGAUAAUGCAUCUUCAGACACCGCUUCAAGCUCGGAUAAUGCAUCUUCGGACACCGCUUCAAGCUCGGAUAAUGCAUCUUCAGACACCGCUUCAAGCUCGGAUAAUGCAUCUUCAGACACCGCUUCAAGCUCUGAUAAUGCAUCUUCGGACACAGCAUCAACAAAUAGCCGAAAGAAGCGUUGGUUAUUAUUACCGAUAAAAGAUAUUGUAUCAGGAACUGCUCAACACGUCAAAGAUGACGUGAAGAAGGUUGUAGGAGGCACCGUGGAUGCAGUUGGAGAUACGCUGGGUGCUGUUGGCAGCACGGUAGGCGCUGUUGGAGACACGCUGGGUGGUAUUGGCAGUGCGGUAGGUGCUGUUGGAGAAACAAUAACAGGAAAGGGUAAAGGCACCGCUGAGAGUGAUGACACUACCACAAGCGAUGAGGAGAAUUCAUCUUCGGACACCGCUUCAAGCUCUGAUAAUGCAUCUUCAGACACCGCUUCAAGCUCUGAUAAUGCAUCUUCGGACACCGCUUCAACAAAUAGCCGAAAGAAGCGUUCACUCAAAGAUAGCGUGAAGAAGGUUAUAGGAGGCGCCGUGGAUGCUAUUGACAGCACCGUAGAUGCUGUUGGAGGCACGUUGGAAGCAAUAACAGGAUGGGGUAAAGGUAAUACCACAAGCGAUGAGGAGGAUGAGCAGGAUUCAUCUAAAACCGCUUCAACCGAUCAGGAGAAUGCAUCUUCGGACACCGCUUGAAACGGAAAAAUUUAUAAAAAUCUUGACUACGAACUAUAACAGCUACUUAUCUAGACAAGACACCACAGUUAAAUAAAAUAUUAUCCACAAUGUCAAGUAUGUCAAGCAAAGUGAAAACAUUACCUUUAUGAA